Messenger RNA from Phlebotomus argentipes, 2126 nucleotides. RefSeq lists its product as uncharacterized. The record is from RefSeq and is a predicted model, not a curated record. The transcript is spliced from 3 exons. Lineage: Eukaryota; Metazoa; Arthropoda; Insecta; Diptera; Psychodidae. Bases 118 to 1941 code for a protein of 607 amino acids.
AAAGUGUUCACGGCGUCGCCUGGUUGACACUUUGUUGUGUGAAUUUGGGAAUUUUAUUUGGUAUUUUACAUGUUAACUAGUUUCUGUGUGUUACGGUGAAUUAGGUGUGUUGUCAAGAUGUCUGCAAUGUACACGCAACAGCAGCAGCAGCCUCCGCCACCGCAGAGAGGCCCACCGGGCGCCCCGAACCGCGUGGUGCAGCCGCAGCCGCCAAGCACGGCGGCCAUUCAGAAGAUUCUUGAUGAAAAUUGCAGCCUCAUCCAGAGUAUUCAGGCGUGCCAGAACGAGGGAAAGCACCAGGAGUGCAUGUCCUAUCAGCAGGUGUUACACAGGAAUCUCGUGUACCUCGCCAAUUUGGCGGAUUCUACUCAGAAUAUACCUCAGAUUCUUCCGCCACCGCACAUCUUACAGUCUCUUCCACCUGGUCCGGGAAUGCAUCCAGUGCCACCAGCAAAUGCACCACCUUCAAUUGGUGGCCCUAUUCCAGCUCCCGGACAUGCAGUUGAAGCCAAUCAGCCGCCGAGUCAGCCAGGGCCGAAUUACAGCGCAGCUCCACCACCUGGAGCGCAAAUUCCGCCUCCUGGGCCACAGCCGCAGGCUCAGCAAGGACAGCAGGUGCAGCAGCAAGGGCAUCAUCCGCCAGCGCCCCCGAGUGGAGCUCAACAGGCGCCUCAACAGCAGCAGAAUGCUCAAGCGCAGCAGCCGCCACCCCAGCAGCCUCCAACGACUCAACAGCAGACUCGCCCGGGUGCUCCUCCGCAACCCCAGGCGCAAACUCAGCCCCAGGGUCAGACGCAGCAGCCACAGCAGCAGCCGCCGCCCCCACAAGCGUAUCCACGAGCUGGAGCAUAUCAGCAGCACGCGCAUUAUCCUGGAUAUCCGCCUCAAGGGCAACCCUAUCCUGCCCAGGGCUAUCCUGGACCCAUGUCCUACGCUCCGCCUGGGCAGAACUAUCCACCCAACACGGGAGCGCCGGGAGGAUAUCAUCACGGCGCCAUGCCGCCAACUGUCACCUCCGCCGGGGCUCCUCCGCCAGUGAGCGCCUAUCACAGCACUUCUCAGCACCAGGCGGGCCCUGGAGGUUACCCUCCGCCGCCCAAUAGUCAGCCGUCUGGGCAGCAGCAGCCCCUGUAUGGGCCUCCUGUGUCGCAGGCACCUCCUGGCCAGUAUCCUCCGCCCGCGUCCAGCGGUCCGCCGCCCCCGAUGGGCGCCUACUCAGGCUAUGGGGCUCAGAGCCCGAGUGCGAACUCCUACGGACAGCCUGGUGCCCCGGCUCAGGGCGCCUAUCCGCCGGCGCCGGGACAGCAGAGCUAUCCUCCUCAGCAGCAGUACCAGCCGCCAGCGGGAUAUCCGGCGCCUCAGCCACCCAUGGGCCAUCCUCAGGCCGCGACCGCGAACCAAGGACCUCCGCCGCAAUCCGCUGCACCGCCGUCAGGAGCCCCGCCGGCUCCUGGCGCGAACUAUACCAACCAGCCGAGUCCUGGUCAAACGCCCUCGCCGAACUCUAACGGAGCCGCUCCGCCGACGACUCAUCCAGGCCCCAUCGCGGCGCCACCGAGUCAGCAGACGUACCCGCCGCCGCCAGUGUCGGGAACGCCACCCAAUCAGCCCUACUCGUCGCCUCCUUCUUCCGUGCCGCAGACAACAUACUCCCAGGCACCGCCUAGCACUUCAUCUUCACCGGCGCCGACGGGGGCUUACCAGCCGCCUGUAUCGCAGCCCUACGCGCCCCCGCCGGGCGCUCAGCCCUAUGCUGGGCCCACCGGCGCUCCGGGUCAAUAUCCGCCACACGGAUAUCACCAACAGGCUUAUCCGCCAACACCCAUGCCGCAAGGACAGUACCCAGGACCCCAGGGGUACCAGUACCAACGUCCGGCGGGUCAGAUGCCACCGCCUGGGCCCCAGGGCGCCUACGGAUACGGCUACCAACCGCCACAAUAAAUCCCGAACAGUAUUGCUUGCGGAGCAGCUUGAUUGCAGAGGAACUUGAAUUCAACUCUCUCGCUAUGGACUUGAUUGUGCAGAGAUGUUUUCGCCACGGAGAGUCUCUCCAGUGUAUCUCAAUUAUACAAUAACUGUACUGUAGAUUGUAAUAAUGUAUCUCAAUGUGCUCAAGCGAGCUUUUA